Oldenlandia corymbosa var. corymbosa is the source of this 1226-nucleotide messenger RNA. NCBI's taxonomy places the organism in Eukaryota, Viridiplantae, Streptophyta, Magnoliopsida, Gentianales, Rubiaceae. The record is from the annotation of a GenBank genome assembly.
UGGUUAUUUAAUUCCAAGCUCAUGGUAUUCUUUCCAACAACUUCUCUCCCUCCUUAAAUCCUUCUUCUUCUCCUUCUUCUUGUCUCUUUCUCCUUUCACUAACAAAUCCCUCAUAAAAACAAUAUUGGUUAUAUAAUCUGUGUAAUUAGGGUUUGGGAGGAGGCUUUUCAUCAGCAAAAAACAUGUCGGAAAUCGCUACUUGUUUGGAGCUAUCCAUAUCCAUGCCUGGCUUUUCUUCAUCUUUUCCUUCUUCAGGUGGUGGCGGUGGAGUCAAUAACACGAAAGAUUUGGACAUGAAUCGAAUCCCAUCCGAAGAAGGAGAUGAUAGCAUGGAAGACGAAGACGAAAGCUGCCCGAGUAUCACGACGAAUAACGGUGCCGCCGGAGGAGUUCCCCGGAAGAAACUCCGGCUCACCAAAGAACAAUCUCGUCUCCUUGAGGAAAGUUUCCGGCUAAACCACACCUUGAACCCUAGACAAAAGGAAGUUUUGGCCAUGCAAUUAAAGCUAAAGCCACGACAGGUGGAGGUCUGGUUUCAAAACCGUCGAGCAAGGAGCAAGCUGAAGCAAACAGAAAUGGAGUGCGAGUAUCUGAAGAGAUGGUUCGGUUCAUUAACAGAACAAAACAGGAGGUUGCAGAAGGAGUUGGAGGAGCUCCGGGCUAUGAAAGCCACCGCUGCCGCCUCCCAGAACCACCGUACCAACAACCGUCCUUCAACCACCCUGACUAUGUGCCCUAGGUGUGAAAGAGUCACCAGCGUAAAUAUCCACCAAGACAACGUGGGUCCAACCACCACCGCCAGCUCAGCCAGCACCACCAUCUCCGACAACCCCACGCUGUUGGGAAAAGGGGCGCCGCUCUUUCAACCAGGCCGGCAACACCCUUCCGCGGCUUGCUAGUCAAGAAAGCGUUCUUCUUGUCUCAUCAUUAUGUUGCAAUGACCAAAUUAGUCGUGAAACUAAAUUAGCGGGGAAGGUUAAUUAAUUCAACAAUUAAUGUCAAUAUUACUUACUCUGGCUAGCUAUAAUACUAAUUUAUUUCAUUCUCCCAUCUUUUUUUCUUUUUUUUUUUACCUUCAUCUCAAAUAGGAGAACUUAUCAAGAUGAUGCUAAAUAGUAGUGGAUUUUUUUUUUUUAAUGGAAGAAGUGGGUACUUUGGUGAUGUAUCAUGAAUUAAAAUCACUAACUAUUUCCGACAAUUUGUGUCAAUACAUUUUGCUAAUCGAC